Molecule: messenger RNA, 1029 nt
Organism: Rosa rugosa (rugosa rose)
Lineage: Eukaryota; Viridiplantae; Streptophyta; Magnoliopsida; Rosales; Rosaceae
Product: NEP1-interacting protein-like 2
Exons: 5
Coding region: 141-851 (236 amino acids)
Source: RefSeq, a predicted model, not a curated record
AUGUGAUUGGUGGCACUUAAUUGUUCCAACUCCUUUUAAAUGCCUAGAUAUUCUGCCCUCCUCACUCUUUAUAUUCAAGCUCAUCUUCUGGUUCCUUCACUAAGUCUACCUCUUACUCUGUUCCUACUCAACAGUUGAUCAUGUCUAGUUUGUGCAAGGAAUUGUUUUCAGGCUUAUUGGAGGGUGCAUUGAGGUCUAAAGAGGUUGUUUCUUUGUGGGUUUUGGCUACACUAGAAGGUUUGGGAAUUGGAGCUUUGGUUGGAGUCACUAAGAGAGUUCUUCUUUCUGCAUUUACCUGCAUUCUUGCAAUAGGAGGAGCUAUAGUGGGAGCAAUUCAUGGAGCCAUCAAAGGCCAGACGACAGAAACUGGGUUUUCUAGUGGAGCCGGAAUAGGUGGUUUGGCAGGGGCUAUUGCUGCCAUUCAAUUGAUGGAUUUGAUAGUUGAUGGGCAGCCAUUGUCUAAGGUUGCUCUCUUAGGUGGGAUGGUGAAUGGGAAGGUGUUUACGGAGUGGAUGAGCUCUGCAUUGCUAAAAGCCUAUCAUUGGCAAGUUAGCACGCUGGAGACUUACAUAGAGAUUUCUGAACUCUAUGACAUCACUGGAGUCAGGGGAUUAUCCCAAGAAUGCAUUCAAAAUCUCCCUCAAAGUACGUUUUGUUCUAGCAAUAUCAUUGAGUCUUCCGAUGAGUUUUGCUGCUCCAUUUGCUUACAGGAAUUAGAGGAUGGAGAGUAUACAAGAGAACUUCCCAUCUGUAGGCACUUGUUUCACUUGGCCUGCAUAGACCUAUGGCUAAGGCGACAAGGCUCUUGUCCUAUUUGUAGAGUCCAUGUAAGUGACGACGCAAGAUUAUGAAAGGAAGUAAAUAUUUCUAGCAGUUCUGCACAACACGAAGAGCUCUGUACAUGUACCUAAGUAAGACUUCUGGUUAUCCAACCAGGAGUCAUAAUAAGUCAUCACCCUACGACAGAAUGUAAUCCGACAAUCAAAGCAUUCUUAUGAAAGAACAGUCAACUCAGAAAUCAUUAAAUCA